GAUUGCUAUUAAAAACUUCUGAACCGAAUAAGUGUCUAUAAAUAUGAUUGCAAUCAAAAAUUUCUGAACCAAGUAACUGUUGAUAAUUUUUCCUCCCAAAUCAGUAGAUUGGCAUAGAGAACUUUCAACUGUUUGACAUCCAGUCCAUUUGUCAAUCAGACAACUAAACCGACUUUCAAUUAGUCUUUCCGUUUGAUUUGGGCAUAGAUUCUUUUUAAUCACAACUGAAAAAACGGAGCAAACUAAAAGCAGUGAUGGGUCGUGGACGGAAUAGAAAGGGCAAAACCGAUGAAGAAUCCAUCCUUACAGAAGCAAGCAGAAUAAAGCAGCAGGCAGAACGAAAGCCUGAUGGUCCAGAAAGAAUUCCUCUCUUAGAAAAAUGCGCUCAGUUGUUUCAAAACGCCUUGAAUUCUGGAUUAUCAAUAAGAGAUAGAGAGGAAGCUCUCUUUGAUCUGGGUGAGGUUUUUCUAUUGUGGUCUAGUGCAGUGAAGAAAGCUACUUAUUGGGGGAAUGACAGUGCUUUUAAGGGCAGUAUAAAGAAAUAUGAUGCCAUUCAGAUGCAGCAUGAGGCUUCAAUACAUGCUGCCAGCUUUUGCAGGAAAAGUGUGGAGACAUAUAAAAUGGUAUAUGCUAUUGAAGGAGGAGAGGUAAAGCAAGAGUCUUUGGUGAAUUGUGCAAAUGCACUUUGUGGUUGGGGUGACCUUGUUUGUGAUAUCCCAAAUGAUAAAGGUGGUGGAAUUACUCUUGCAGCAAGUCUUUAUGCUGAAGCCGAUAAUAUGUACUCUGGAGCACUCACAUUGGAUCCUGAGGAUGUAGAGCUGCUCACAAACUUUGGUGAUUGUUGUAUAAAAAGAGCUGAACUUGCUUAUGUGCUCUUGAAUUCUACCACGAUGGAAGUUAACCAAAGUUGGACUUCAGCUACACAGUUCUAUGAACAAGCCUUUAGGGCAUAUGCACAUGCUUGUAGCAGAGCUGAUGUUAAGGUUGGCGACGAUCUUGCUGGUUUACUCCAGAAUUGGGGUGCCGGUCUUCUUUCUUUUGCUGAGCACACGGUGGACAUUGCAGUAGCAGCUAAAGCGUUCAAGGAUGCUGAGGAGAAGAUGAAAAAUGCAGCGAAUUUCAGUCGAUUAGAUAUCAGUAUUUACAUCGCAUUGGGAGAACUUUUCAGUGUGCAGGCAGAUAGGUUUUCCCAGGAUACAGAUUAUCAACCACAGGUCCUGAAUUUACUCGAAAAAGCUUCCAAUGAAGGUUAUGGUAUUGCUCUAGAAAUUGAUGCUACUAAUUUGGAUGCUUUGAUUGGGCUUGGCGAAGUAUGUUCUGCAUCAAGAAAGCAUUUUCUCCAGUUGGGUGACACACAAAAGGCUGAAGAGCAUUCAGUGAAAAGUUUACAUUGGUAUUUGAGAGCUUUAAAUCUUUUGGAAGCUUCGGUCAACAAGUAUGAGCUAAAUUUUGAGGAGCAAUAUGAUUUGAUGUACAACAUGGCAUGUGCUGCUGAGAUAUGUGGCAAAGAAGGUGCUGCUUCCCAAACAUUUAAACAUCUCUUACAAGUAGAGGCAAUUUCUCCUGCUGAGAUAGCUGAGAAUCCAGAACUACAAAGCUUAAGAGACAGAGAUUGGUUUGUAUCACUUAUGAAACAAAAGUCUUAGUAAGUUUUUUCUUGCUUAGUAUUUUUUUGUUGUUGUGAGGAGUAGCAAAAUGGUUACUUUCAUGAGCUAGAUAUUCAAAGUCGGUGUAACUUUAUAUUUUGAGCCACAUUUUUGAAAAAAUUGGGGCAUUUGUGUUUACAUGCAUUUAUCUUUUUAUCACCGUUUCAUUCAUUAGCUCACCCUCCGUGUAAACAGUUGAAUAGCAUGUGCUGCAGUGAUAUGACUAACCUGCCUUGCAAGCAUUCAAGAAAGUCCGAUCAUUUGGGAAAUCAACUAUUUUUUGUAUAUUAUUGACUUAAAUGUAAAAGCCCCAGUUACAUCUUA
Messenger RNA from Cryptomeria japonica (Japanese cedar), 1970 nucleotides. RefSeq lists its product as uncharacterized. The record is from RefSeq and is a predicted model, not a curated record. Gene Ontology annotation, molecular function: protein binding. The coding region runs from base 255 to 1646 and encodes 463 amino acids. NCBI's taxonomy places the organism in Eukaryota, Viridiplantae, Streptophyta, Pinopsida, Cupressales, Cupressaceae. The transcript is spliced from 8 exons.